AAAACCUUUAUGCAAGCGGCUGCGACCUGUCUGUCUGUCGGUGGAGGCACCCUGGCUAUGCCUCGUGAUGCCAACAUCAACACUUUCCUUUUCUCCAUCCUUAAGGCAGUAGACCGCUAUAAAAACUACUGGUUCGGAUUACAUGAUCUGGUAGAUGAAGGUAAGUGGGAGUGGGUGGAUGGUACUGAUCUGGGGACCGGCUAUAGCGCGUGGCGGGAGGGCCAACCGGACCAGUGGGGGGACCAGGACUGUGCUAUGUACAGAGACGAUCGCUGGGUUGAUGGGGCAUGUCACUGGAAACACCCGUUCAUCUGUCAAGUCAUCCCAUAGAGCAGUACCCUGGAUGCCAGACUUGUAUCAAACUGCUAACCCUUUCCCUUCGGCAGCCAGAAGCCCUUCGCCCGCCCGUCUAAAUUACCGCUACGGGGGUGGGGUUGAGCCCGAGGGGAACUUGGCUGGCCCUAGAACAUUGGGUUGGGUGAAAAAAAAUUCCAGUGCAAAAAAGAAACCUUGAUAAAAAAAGCCUAAAAAAAGCCAUAAAUAACCCCAAA
Molecule: messenger RNA, 551 nt
Organism: Branchiostoma belcheri (Belcher's lancelet)
Lineage: Eukaryota; Metazoa; Chordata; Leptocardii; Amphioxiformes; Branchiostomatidae
Product: asialoglycoprotein receptor 1-like
Exons: 2
Source: RefSeq, a predicted model, not a curated record